Messenger RNA from Actinia tenebrosa (Australian red waratah sea anemone), 1841 nucleotides. RefSeq names its product voltage-gated purine nucleotide uniporter SLC17A9. Gene Ontology annotation, molecular function: transmembrane transporter activity. Lineage: Eukaryota; Metazoa; Cnidaria; Anthozoa; Actiniaria; Actiniidae. The record is from RefSeq and is a predicted model, not a curated record. Gene Ontology annotation, biological process: ATP transport; transmembrane transport.
UUGACUAACACAAUGGCUGAAUCGUCCUAUUAUCUUUUUUGGGGGGUUUACAGUAGCGAGAUUGAGCCUAUAUUGCUUUUAGACUGCUACCAUUGGUAUUAGACAGUAGGAAGUAGCGAAUUAUCUUAAAUAUCGCUUCAGAUAUUCAGAAAUAGAUUUGCAUUAAUUUUAGAAAAACUAAUGACACGUGUCAGAAACCUUAAACAACGAAGUCCUAAUCGAAAUAUCAAUAUGGAAGACGAUGUUAUACCGCUGUCGAAUCGCUUGUUAUCCCAUUCAAAGGAAGAAAGUCUAUUAGCCACUAAGUUUCACUGGUCGAGAGCUGAUCGACCGAAGUGGUUGGCCGCGCUCAUGUGCGCCUGUUCGUGUUUAUAUACUACCAGAAUCAUAAUGCCCUUGUGCAUGGUAUUAGUGGCUGAAGAGUUAAAUUGGGAUAAAAGAGAAUCGGGCCUGGUUUUGUCCUCAUUUUUUUGGGGUUAUCUUAUCACUCAGAUCCCAGGUGGAUUCCUUAGUGAUGUGUAUGGAGCUGAAAAACUUGUGAUGUGGGCAAUCAUUGGAUGCUCUGUCACUACCAUGGUUAUCCCUAUUGUAACCAGUUCAGCUUUGAGCAUAUUGUCAUUUGCCUCACCUUUAGCACUUGUGGUGGCAGUUAGAGUGUGUCUUGGGUGCUCACAAGGUAUAUUCUAUCCAGCUACUUACAGCAUUAUCGGGAAAUGUUUGCCAAUUAGUGAGCGUUCAUCAGGUGGUGCAUUAGCACUGGCAGGGGGUCCACUGGGGAGUCUCAUCAUGGGUAGUCUUGGUUCCCUAAUGCUUGUACAUCUAGGCUGGCGAAUGGUUUUUAUUAUUUUUGGCUUGGCUGGUCUGGUAUGGACUCUGGUCUGGUAUUACUAUUUCCUGAAUCAGAAUCCAGCAGUUAUUGAUAUGAGUUCAAGUAUAAGAGAAAAAAGUGUUUUGUCAAAGCACCAUAAAACAGACACGAUAGUUCCAUGGGGAGUGCUGAUGUGGGAGCCAGCAGUAUGGGCAGUUGUCCUUGUUCACUUUUGUCAUAACUGUAUGUACUUCAACCUCAUUUCCUGGUUACCAACAUAUUUUCACGAAAACUUUCCCCAGGCAAAAGGAUGGAUUUUUAAUGUACUUCCCUACAUAGCAAAUCUGGUCGGAAAGAUUGUUGGAGGAAAAGUUGCUGAUAAAAUGAUACAAAAAGGAUUUUCUGUUUCAUUUACCAGGAAAUGUCUAGAGACUGUUGGCACUUCAGUAUCGUCAUUAAUCCUGCUUACAUCUAGUUAUGCUACUGGGUUUUGGCAGGCAUUAUUCUGCAUGAGCCUCACCCUUGGAUUGUCCGCUUUAACAACGAGCGGCUCUCUUUGCAACAUACAAGACCUGUCACCAACUUUUGCUGGCUCAAUAAGUGGUGUAGUUUUUUGUGUGGGGGCAAUACCAGGGAUUCUUGGCGUGUAUGCUACUGGAUACAUAUUACACCUAACAAACAGUUGGAAAGCCGUCUUUCAGUUGACAUCUCUCAUCUGUAUCAGCGGUAAUCUAGUGUACAUCAUGCUGGGCAAGGGAAAGAAGAUAGCGUGAAUAGCCUGAUGUUUUGUGCUGCAGGAAUGUAAUCGUUAUUAUUAAGAACAUUUGUCAUUCCGUGGUAGAAACCCGGAUAUUCAGUACUUAAAAACUUCUGAAUCUUAGGAUUUGGAUUGAAAACUUGUAACUCUCGCUGGUGCAUGCGCUUGAUAAUGCUCAAGCAUGAAGAAAGAAGGAAGGAAGUUAGAUGGAAAGAAAGGAAGGUGGUAAGAAAGAAGAAGAAAAACGAAAAAGAAGAAAAAGAAAGUGAAAGGAAA